Molecule: messenger RNA, 189 nt
Organism: Diaporthe citri
Lineage: Eukaryota; Fungi; Ascomycota; Sordariomycetes; Diaporthales; Diaporthaceae
Exons: 2
Coding region: 1-189 (62 amino acids)
Molecular function (GO): oxidoreductase activity
Source: RefSeq, a predicted model, not a curated record
AUGUCGCCAAGCACAAUCAAGUUGGCCUCAGGCCAGUCAAUGCCCCUCGUCGAUUUCGGGCUUUGGAAAGUGCCGGCUGAGACAGCGGCCGACACCGUUUACAAUGCCAUCAAAGUUGGAUAUCGUCUGUUCGAUGGUGCAUACGACUACCAGAACGAAAAGGAAGCCGGCCAGGGCAUUCUGAAAUAA